CUGUCGCUUCAGUGCUGACUGGUCGUCUGUCCCAGAAAUCGACUGAUUUUCAUGGAAGGAAUCGCAGCAGCAGAAGUUUCUCUCUUCCCCCUCUCUUCUGAAUACUUCAGUCUCUCUGAAUUUUUUUUUUCCCCCUCUCUCCCUCUCUUCAAUGAAUUCUCUCUUCUCCUCUUCCAAUCUCCUCCGCCCAUUUCACUCUCCCGUCUCCACGUAGAUCUCCUGAUAUGAGAAUUUCGCGCCGAGAUCGCAGGUUCCUCCGCGAGAGAUUGCCCUGCUGCUCUUUCUUUCCAUAAUACCACGAAUAGGGCCUACGAUGCUGUGUGAAAGAUACUGGCCAGCCUCUACCCUCCAUAAUGAUGCAAAUUCUGAUAAGAAAACAGAAACUCGCUUUGAAUUUUAUGAAAAUGGGAUGCUGAAGGGAGGGCAUUUUGACCGAGAUUCCACGCAAAGAUAUACCAAUUCUGUAAGGGAAGCUUUAAGGCGGACAAUGCUCAGCCAUGAGGCAAUAUUCAGGAACCAGGUCCGUGAGCUUCAUCGUUUGUAUAAAGUACAGCAGAAUUUGAUGAAUGAUCUCAGCCGGAAAGAGUUUGAGAAAUUUACUGCUUGGACAGAAAGCGCACAAGCAACCCCAAUCUCAUAUAAAAAGGCAACUCAAUAUAAACGAUCAGCGGAAGAGGAUAUCUUUCCUAUGCCUUGCUCGUCCACGAUGGUCUCACCACAAACAGAAAAUGGGGAUGUGUUUGUAGAGUACGAAGGCUUCUAUUCUAGGUUUCAUAAGCUUCAGAGAAGAACUAUCGACCUUCAACUUCCAGCAGAUGAGUACAUUGGCAGUGAAGGCACAGGGAAUUUACAAGCAUCUGUCAAUGAAUGCUCGGAAAGAAAAGACUUCCUUUGUAGCAAAAUCAUUGAUGACCCAGAGGACUUGAAACUGGCCCUCAGUUAUGGAAAGGAGGCAACUAAGAAGGGAGUUCCUGGCAGAGGACAUUUCUACAAAGGCACCCGUUCAUAUGCCCAACAUGUGAUUGAUUUGGAAGAAUCCAUAGAAAGAGUAUCUGAUGGGGAGGCCAAAACUGUUUCUUCGAUUGAUUUUGAGGCUUCAAUCACCCCUUCUGGAACCAAGCAUGGAUUGCAGCUGCCAGCCCUGUCUGAUUCAAUCUUUUCAGGAAGAACAGGGAAAGAUCAGGAUUACAAACCUUUCUUCAAACAUUCUGUUGCGGACAGCAGUGAAAGCAGGCGAGAAUGGAAAUCCUUCGAUCUUAAUGCAGGAUGGAAUGAACAUGACAGUAGUCCCGCUUUUGAUUUCACUCAGAAGCACCAAUCUACUUCCGAUGAAGCAACAAAUGCUCGUCUUAAUCCAGUUCAGGUCGAUGGGUCGUCCUCAGUUUUGCGUGAUUCUGCAGCAAUGUUUCCGUCUUCAUUGCCAAACUCAUCAGUUAUCUCCCUUGAACCGACCAGUGAGUCGCAUAGCGGCACUCAUCCUGCGACAACUUGCUGGAGAAUGCCAAGCAAUGGAUGCUCCAAUAAUACCGAUGCCAAUGUUCAAGAUAGUGCUGCAUAUUCCAUCGUAACAAAUUCAGUCGAUAAGAGCACUGAUUUACUUUCUCACGUCUCUCAGAUUUCACGGUGCAGUAGCACACAAAUUUCUGCACAAAGUGCCAAGUUGACUAAAAAUACGUGGAUUCAUGAUCUGAAUGAAGUGGGCCCUAUUGAUCUUGAGUCGUUGCCAGAGGGAGCACCAGAACUCCAUAGUAACUUUGGGAUAGAGUUUUCAUGUGAUAAUGGUUCUCUGUCUCUCCCACCCACUGGCUUGUGCAAAACGACAGAGGAAAUCACAGACCCAUCACAAGGUGAUGGCAGAAGGGAUACUUUGGUUGUAACGCCUGGCUUCAAAAUAGAAGAUAGUUGUAUGGAUUUACUGUUUGGCAGCGCAGAAGUGCUCCAAACAGUGGGAGAUGCAGAAUGCAGGCAAGUGGAUUCUGAGAAGAGUGAUGAUACAGUAUCUUCAAGGCAGCCCGAAAAUCAUGUUGUUGUUCAGGGUUCCAUAUCUAGCCCUGUCGAGGAGAAAACUUCUAGAGUUUCUAAUGCAUGCAAUGUAAAGCACUUUGAAUCAGCAGCGGAAAAUCAACAGAAAAUGGGACACUCAAUUCUCUCUGCCUUGGAGGAUUCUGGAACUACUCAAUUAGAGUCAGCUGUCACAGAAACUUCCUCCAAUAAGGAGGACACACAGACAGAAAGUGGUGUAUAUGCUUGUUUACCGGAGAAAUCUUGUGAAAUGAAGGUUCAAGAGCAUAAUGAGCUGCAGCAAGAACAAGCAGCAGAGACAGACAUUGCAAUGCGGAGAGCUGCGGAAUCCCUCAUCAAUAUUUCUUUAGAAAAUACGGCGAGUUCUUUAGAUCGUCCUGCGAGUGCAGGACCAGUAGGGAUGGAAAUUGUGGAAAUGAGCGAUGAGCCACAGUAUUCUUCUGACUCAUAUGAGUCAAUUACGCUGAUGCUAACGGAAAGCUGCAUGGACGAAUACUCCUCGUCAGUAAUGCCAUUCCAGGAGAAGGAAUUGGGGGAUAACGCGAGUGGUUUGAAUUUGAGAAGGGGAAGGAGAAUGAAAGAUUUCCAGAGGGACAUACUGCCGAGUCUUAUAUCUCUUUCCAGGCAUGAAAUCUGCGAAGACAUGAAUAUCAUUGGUGGGGUGAUUAGAGCAAAUGAGUAUAGGAAGAAUGGGUGCCGGAGGGUGCGUACGGAGAACUGGUGUGUGCCCACAAGAAGCAGGCGGUCAAGGCUUUAUUGCAGUAACCGGAGAUGUUGAAAGUGCCAGUGGGUGUGGAGCUGCAGUACUUAAUUUAUUUUUUUUUGCAUUAAGUCAGCGAAGGCAUCGAGCUGAAUAUGGAUGAUAUAUGAAUUAAUGUACCAGUGCCCGGGCACUACUCAUGAAUAACCACUAGGAAUUCAACCA
Molecule: messenger RNA, 2947 nt
Organism: Magnolia sinica
Lineage: Eukaryota; Viridiplantae; Streptophyta; Magnoliopsida; Magnoliales; Magnoliaceae
Exons: 5
Coding region: 314-2800 (828 amino acids)
Source: RefSeq, a predicted model, not a curated record